AUGUGACUGCAGGGUGCAUGAUAUUAGUGUCAGGGCAGAGCUGCAGAGUGGGUUGAGGUCUACUUGCGUCGGUGUGUGUGCGUGCAGGAGGGUGUUGAAGCAGUUUGCAGACUGCCUCUAGAAACAGCCCCUAGCGUCAGACAUCAGUAUUAGCCUGGCUGAUUACUCUUAACUAUCGGAUCAGCAUCUUGAACGGUGCAGUGUUGGCGAGCCCGAAACGCGGUCAGGCGUAUGGACAGUCGGUGGUAGCUCCGAUCGGGAUCCCUCUUCGUUUACAUCCCUACAACUAAAUAAAAAGAGAAAGGGGGGCUGCUGCACAGGCGAGACUGUUUCGGCACGUAGCUGGCCUCUGUAUCUGCGUUCCGGUGCCUCCAACUACGAGGGCCUCUUCAGUUUACAGGGGGAAAAGUGGGUGUUUGCUGCUUCACUGGUGUUUCGGCAGCGGCAGCGGCGGCGGUGUCCUCGAUGGCAGGCUGGAAGGACGGCUCGGUGCAGGAGAAGUAUCGCCUGGUUGUGGUCGGAGGAGGUGGCGUCGGGAAAUCAGCCCUGACUAUCCAGUUUAUUCAGUCGUACUUUGUCACUGACUAUGACCCGACAAUUGAAGACUCUUAUACCAAGCAGUGUGUGAUCGACGAAAGGCCGGCCAGGCUCGACAUCCUCGACACGGCUGGACAGGAAGAGUUUGGAGCCAUGAGAGAACAAUACAUGAGGACAGGGGAGGGCUUCCUGCUCGUCUUCUCAGUCACUGACAGAGGAAGCUUUGAAGAAAUCUACAAAUUCCAAAGACAGAUUCUCCGAGUGAAAGACAGAGACGAAUUCCCUAUGAUCCUUGUAGGAAACAAAGCAGAUCUGGAACUACAGAGACAAGUAACCCAGGAAGAGGGCCAGCAGCUGGCCAGACAAUUAAAGGUCACAUACAUGGAGGCUUCAGCUAAAAUACGAAUGAACGUAGACCAGGCUUUCCACGAGCUGGUUAGAGUAAUCAGGAAAUUCCAAGAACAGGAAUGUCCACCGUCGCCAGAACCUACAAGGAAAGAAAAAGACAAGAGCGGCUGCCACUGUGUGAUUGUCUGAGUUGGCCUUAUCACUGUAACUCAUGCAGCUACUCUACCACCCCACCCACUCUGCCUGACAUCACAUCCUAAGUGGAUGACUGACCGCUGCCUUCUCCACGUGCAUGACUUCAGACAGCCUUUUCUGAAAUACUUUGACCAGGAACUGCUGUCCCCAGGACAUCGCUAUGGACAACUGACAAUGCCAAAAUUUAACACCACUCUACCUUCAGCAGUAAUCUUAAUUCACACGAGAGUCCCAACACUAAACAUUGCCUUCUAAAUCAGCCUGACAAAUUAAUGUUUCGUACUCUGAAGGACUUCUCUUGCCUUGUAGUGACAUUUGUACUUGCUACCGAGAUUGAAUGAAAACUAUGUAUCCAGAAUGUUAAUGACUUUCUUUAGUUUCCAGUGUCUGACCAGAGCAGAGAGAUUAUCUUAUGAAGCUUUGUGUAUGUUGUGCCAUAUCCACCUUUACUCCCAUGUGCUAAUCUGCUACUGUACAUAUGUGACAUUUGUUGUGAUUUUGUAUUUCUAAUGACCUAUUAAAUCACCACAGUACAGUGUGUGAGAUUGAGUUUGGUUUUACAUAUAUGAACUGAAUAUAUAAGUAUGUAUAUAAAUAUAAUGAUAGCCCUUAAAGCUAUUAUGAGAUUAGA
This is a messenger RNA of Maylandia zebra (zebra mbuna), 1711 nucleotides long. It is a transcript of the gene rras2, whose product is annotated as RAS related 2. Gene Ontology annotation, cellular component: membrane. Lineage: Eukaryota; Metazoa; Chordata; Actinopteri; Cichliformes; Cichlidae. Gene Ontology annotation, biological process: signal transduction. The record is from RefSeq and is a predicted model, not a curated record. Gene Ontology annotation, molecular function: GTPase activity; GTP binding.